Messenger RNA from Erythranthe guttata (spotted monkey flower), 919 nucleotides. Its product is annotated as PHD finger-like domain-containing protein 5A. Lineage: Eukaryota; Viridiplantae; Streptophyta; Magnoliopsida; Lamiales; Phrymaceae. The record is from RefSeq and is a predicted model, not a curated record. Gene Ontology annotation, biological process: mRNA splicing, via spliceosome.
ACAUAAAACGUCGUCGUAUUGCCCCUAUUUCUUUCCCACUCUAAUACUUUUCGGUUUUUCCAGAAUUUUCCCCAAUACUCGCAAUUACAAACUCGUCUGCCUACUGCCCUUUCCCUCCUCGGAAAAUUCUCUGGAAGUUGUGCACAAAUUUCUCAAAUACAAAGGUUUCGCUGCAGAUUGCUGAGGAACACUUUUUUUUUUUCCUUAUUGAAGAAACUGAGGAACACUUAAGGUUCUUGAAAAACUAUGGCGAAACAUCAUCCUGAUCUGAUUAUGUGCAGAAAGCAGCCCGGAAUUGCAAUCGGGCGCCUUUGCGAGAAAUGCGAUGGCAAAUGUGUAAUUUGCGAUUCCUACGUACGCCCUUGCACUCUAGUUCGAGUUUGUGACGAGUGCAAUUACGGGUCAUUUCAAGGUCGUUGCGUCAUAUGCGGAGGUCCGGGCAUUUCAGAUGCGUACUAUUGCAAAGAGUGCACGCAGCAAGAAAAAGAUAGGGAUGGCUGUCCGAAGAUAGUCAAUCUCGGGAGUGCUAAAACUGACCUAUUCUACGAACGCAAAAAAUACGGUUUUAAAAAGAGAUGAUUUUAUUCUGAGGGUGGAAUUUAUUUUCGUGGAUUUGUAUACUUCUAAGGGUGUUGUAUUUUGUUUUGUACUAUGAACUUCAUGUCGAAGGAGGUGAUAUUCGUAGGUAACGAAAGAUAGUUAGGAUUUUUCGUAUUUUCGUAUUUUCUUAUUUUCAGGGAGUUAAUUAUUAUGUGCUACAAGUCAGCCCUUAUUUUUCUUAUUAUAUCAUUCACAUUGUUGGGUGAUUCUUUUGGGAAGUGUUCAUUCGGUAAAACCGUACCGAAUUAUGUCGCAAUUUCGGUACUUCGAAAAUUUGUACUGUUUUACCGAACCGAAAUAUGUACGGUUUUCUACCGAA